This is a messenger RNA of Colletotrichum destructivum, 717 nucleotides long. Its product is annotated as Putative germin, rmlC-like cupin domain superfamily, rmlC-like jelly roll. Gene Ontology annotation, cellular component: cell wall. The transcript has 2 exons. Gene Ontology annotation, molecular function: manganese ion binding. The coding region runs from base 1 to 717 and encodes 238 amino acids. Lineage: Eukaryota; Fungi; Ascomycota; Sordariomycetes; Glomerellales; Glomerellaceae. The record is from RefSeq and is a predicted model, not a curated record.
AUGAUCGGCAUGAUCGCCUCCUCCAUGACGCCAAACAGCCUUUCUGUAUUGCUUCUGUAUCUAUUCGCAAUGUCAACCAGCGCUACGGACGAUACACUGCACCCAGAUAUCGUCAGGUCACUGCGAACAAGUCCGACGGGGCUUGACAAGCUCAAGAGCCUCCCCGACGAUAAAGACUGGACAUUCAACUACUUCACCCACCCGUUCCACACCCACACCCCUGGCGGAGUCGUCAAUGCCAACGCCGCCACAUUCCCAGCAACCGUGGGCAACGGCAUGACCAUGGCCUGGAUCAGCCUCGGCCCUUGCGCCAUGCUGCCGCCACACUACCAUGCUCGUGCUUCCAAUUACGUCGUGUCGGUCGUUGGGACCACCGAGACUUUCAUGACCCUGGAAAACGGCGCUCGUAUGGUGAAGACUAAGCUGGAGCCCGGGAUGAUGACCAUAUUUCCCCAGGGCAGCCUGCACACCAUGCAAAACACGGGUUGCGAAAACGCUACUCUGAUAUCUGCUCUGAGUUCUGAAGAUGCCGGCACACACAACGUCGCCAACGGGCUUUUCGACCUACCUCCGGCCGUCGUUGCCGCAGCCUUCGGCGGCAACCCCCUCUCUGCCAAGUUUGCGCAGCUCCGCCGCGAUAUACCAGCAGUUGGCACCGGUGCCUCGAUUGGCACUGCUGAGUGCCUGCAGCGUUGUGAGGCCAGCGAGACCAAGUAG